This is a messenger RNA of Labrus bergylta (ballan wrasse), 739 nucleotides long. Lineage: Eukaryota; Metazoa; Chordata; Actinopteri; Labriformes; Labridae. The record is from RefSeq and is a predicted model, not a curated record.
AUCAUGUAUUCUGUCCGUGUAGCUGUUUUUAAAUGUGUUUCUUGUUCUACAUUGGCGUAUUCAGUAUCGUGCGCCAUCUAGUGGCCUCAAUGAAGAACUACACCCGCAGAGUCAAGUUAGAUACACGUAGCGAAGAGAUACUUCCGUUAAACCCUUUCAAAAUAAACCUUGUAUUAAAACGGAGGGAUAUUCCAUCCUGUUCAUACUGUGACUGUAAUCUAUGGUCAGUUUGAUGAAUAAAAUGACAAAGCAUUGUAAUAGAUGAUUCCCUCCUCGCCUCCUUAGCUUUUAGUUAAACUCUGCUGGGCUCGUCAUCAACCGGAACCGGAACACGUAACAUUUUUCAUCACUGGGCGCCAUCUAGUGGACAACCCGAAAGCUACAACAACAUAAGGGGGGGAAACAUGAUGGGAGUAUGACGGCUGCCACACGGCUGAUAUCAAGGUUGACGCUGGUCACUGGAGGAGGCAGUGGGAUCGGACGGGCGGUAUGUCAGCGUUUGGCCUCUGAGGGCGCCUCCGUGGUGGUGGCAGACAUCAGCGAGGAGUCUGCCAACGAGACCAUGGUGGGUCUGCAGAAUGACUCAGAGGACAGGGUCACAUGGCGGCUGUGGUGGAUGUGUCAUCAAAAGAGAGCGUGAAGAAGCUGGUCACCAGAAUACAGGUGUGAUACAGACAGGAAGACAAGCCAACACAACAUGUGUUUACAUUUCCAUCAUAAUCAGCAACCUUUCUGUAGA